UUUUCUUUUUUUUUAAACCCUUACCUUCCAUCUUGGAGUCAAUAUUGUGUAUUGGCUCUAAGGCAGAAGAGUGGUAAGGGCUAGGCAAUGGGGGUUAAGUGACUUGCCCAGGGUCACACAGCUGGGAAGUGUCUGAGGUCAAAUUUGAACCUAGGACCUCCCGUCUCUAGGCCUGGCUCUCAAUCCACUGAGCCACCCAGCUGCCCCCUAGGAGCUCACAUUCUAAUGGGAGGAGAUGCUGGGUGUAGAAAGGGCUCCGUUGUAGGAAAGAUGAAAGGUUCAGUGGUGAUUAGAAUGCAGCACUAAGACAAAUGUUUUAAUGAAUAUCUUCUCUGAUAAUAGCUUAAUUUAUAAUGCUGAGGUAUUGGGUCUUUUUUAAAAAUUUUAAACCCUUACCAUCUAUCUUAGUAUCAAUUCUAAGACAGAAGAGCAGCAAGGGCUAGUAAAUCAGGGUUAGGUGAUUUGCCCAGGGUCACACAGCUAGGAAGUAUCUGAAACCACAUUUGAACCUGGUCCUCCAGACUCCAGGCCUGGUGGUCUAUCCAUUGUUUUACCUACCUGCCCCUGAGGCUUUGUGUUUUAAAAGAACUCAAGUAAUUCUCCCACCACUCUGCCUCCUGAGUCAAUGUUCCCUGGGGUGAGACUAUCAAGCCUAAACACAUUUCCUCCUUUUUGUUGUUCUAUAGAAUAUUAAAAACCUCUCAUGUUCAAAACCUUCAGUUUUCCUACAUGAGCACCCAAUACUGAUCACACCAACUUUCAUCUCACGAUCUCAUUUUAAACUUUACUAUAACUUCCCUUCCCAGGGUUGAUAAUGCAAAUAUGAUUUUGAUGUGGGGUAUAGGCUUCCCCUAAACACCCUAACACCCCAGAUUGUGUAACAUUCCUGUAGUGUUAGGGAAGAUGACUUUGAGUCUCUCUGGCCUCUCCCUUCAAUUUUGAUGAGCACAUCCCAGCUUGCUCCUGAAAAACAUCUACUUAUAUUCCAGAUGUCUGAUUAUCCUCUAAACUGGAGAGUUCACCCCUUUUGACUUUGAGGCAUAAGGCAUAACCACAUGACUCAGAGACCCAGUAACAUGCCAUCAUCAUCCUUUCUCUAGUCCCCUAGACCCUGUUGUCAAAAGGGUAUAUAAAGCCCAGAACACAUCUCCUCUAGGAGGCAGUGUUCCACCUGAACACUGUUUCCAUAGCCUCUCAACAUGAAUUCCAAAUUAAUACAUUUCUCCUUUUAUUUUUAAGCUCAGUUUUGGAAUCUUACAUCAUUGCAAAGGAUAACCUGUCAUAAACCAUGGGUUUUUGCCGUAAAGCUCUCUUGCAACAAUUUGAUAGAGCAUAUUUUCCACACAGUUGCCAAAUGGAUAUUCCUAAAUCAGAGAUCUAAACAUAACAAUCUUGAGUUUCUUAAUAAUCACUUGAAGUAGAAGGAAUAAAAAGGAAAUAGAAGUAAAAAAACCCUAAUUAUUUAACAAAAUGAAGACCAUGUGACUAAGCUCUCCUUGACUGUUAAAAAACCUGCUCCACCAAAGCCAAGACAGGAAGACAAGAGAGUGAGAAGCGGGGCUAUAGCCUCCCUAUGUCAGCACAUAACAUUGGGAGAGUGGGAUGCUGGGAAUUGUAGUUUUUAAGGUAACAGAUUCUAAUUACAUUAACCCCCUGUAAUCCUUUGGGAGACUCUUUGUGAUCCAGUAGACCAUAGCAUGUUAAGAUGGUCCAUAAGUUUUUCUUAUUGUGGUCUCUUUUAAUGUUUUAUCUAGGUGUCCCAAGCUGCCACUACCAGUGGGAGCAAUCUAGCUUUUCUGAUGCAUGAAGAUGAUGAAAACAAACAAAUGAGGAGAUUCCACAAAUAUGAAGCAUCUAUUAUGGCCAAGGUAUUGCAUGUGCUAAAAGGAGAUGAAAGUCCCUGCCCUGGACAGCUUACAUUCUACUGAGAGAAUACAACAUGCACAUAGAUAAGUGUUGCAGCCUGUGCAACAUAUAAGUACUUGGAUUUUUAACCUGUGAGGGAAGCUCUUGAACACAAAAUAUGGAAAGGAGAGAGAGAGAAAAGUGAAAGGCAUGAGAAAAUACACAAAGACAGACUUUGGAAGAAGCCUGGAAGCCUCUCUGAUCUGAGGGUUCUCAGAAGCAUCAUUUAUUUGCAAAUCAACCAAUUAGCUUAGCGAACAGGCAUUAAAAUGUCCAUGUACAGUUACAAGUUCCGUUUCCACAAAGAUAAAUCAAAACUGUGUUUCUACCUAAAUUCCAUGAUUCUAAAAAUGUGUUAAAAUAGACAUAUGCGUUUCCUGGAAAGUAUGAUGUAGCAUGGUUCUCACUCAGCAUCCUCGGCAAUGUAUCUAAUCUAUAGUGUCCCUUUCCUGCCUUGAUGGAUGUACUUUAACUGUCCCAAGACCAUUGUCAUCAGGAUCAGUUUUGUCCAUAUUCAUAAUCAUCAGGAUUUGUCAGUUCUGAUCUCUUCAAUAAGCAAAACAUAGGGGAAGAGGUAAAUGGGGCAAAGAAGGGAGUUCCAGGAAAAUUUGAGAAGGGCAAAAGCACAAGCAUAUGGGGGAAGUUAUAUGAAUGAGCUAGCAAUUUCUCUUUUGUUGAGGACAAAUAAAAAGAAAAAAGUAGGCAUUUUCUGAAAAGGAAAAAGUAUUAAGUGCCUGCUUUGUGUCAGACACUGUUAAACACUUUAUAAAUAUUAUCUCAUUUGAUUCUCACAAUGUUGGGAAGUAGAUGCAAUGGUUAUCCCCCCCCCCCCACCCCCGUUUUACAGAUUAAGAAACUGAGGAAAACAGAGGUUAAGUGACCUGUUAAUGGCCAUACAGGUUUUGGACACAAAUCAGACACUGAGUGCAAGGAAGUGACAUAGUCUUGGGUGGGGAAAGGGUUAGCCUUUCAGCAUGUUUAAGUAGGGGAUCUUGAAAUGGUCAAGGGAUAGAAGGGCACUGAGAGGUUUUAACUGCUAGAGAGUAUCUUGUAAAGAUAGAAAAGUUGUGAUAUGUGAGGGGCAGCUAGAUGGCUUGGUGGGUGGAGUGCCAAGACUGGAGUCAGGAGAACCUGGGUUCAAAUCUGGAUUCAGAUACUAAUUUAACCUCCAUUUCCUUGUUCUUACUGUUCUUCUGUCUUGGAACCACAUAGAUUCCAAGACAGAAGGCAGGGUUUUUAAAAAAUAAAAGUUAUUAUGUGUGAAGAGAUGUAUAGAUGUUUUGUCCUUAUGAUGGACAAAUUACUGAAGCUGAAGCUGAAAUACUUUGGCCACAUAAUGAGAAGAUGGAAUGCAUGGAAAAGUCCCUGAUGUUGGAAAAGACUGAAGGCAAAAGAUGGAUGGAUGGUGUCAUGGAAACAAUGAACAUGAGCUUAAAUGGACUUCAGGAAAUAGGAGAGGAGAGAAGAGGUUGGUAUGUCAUGGCUCUCAGGGUCAGGGAGAAUCUGAGUAGACUUGAAGCAGACAAAGAUCUAUAGUCCUAGGGAAAAGGAAUUAGGAAGCCUUAAAAGGCUUGAGUUUAAUAUAGCCUAUGGUAGGUAACUCCCCAAUAGAAUGUACCCCAAUCUGCAUUAAUGGCUAAUGGCACAUCUGCUUCUGCUCCCAAUAAAGAAAUGUAUUUAAGAAAAUGUUUGAGACCACCCGUCUUCUGCCUAUGUGAACUCCCAAAAAGCUGCAUGCAACUUCAGUUUGGGAUGCUUCUCACUAGGAGAACACCCUGGCCAGUAAUAAAUAAAUAAUUAAAUCAAGAUUCCAAUAAUUUUAACUUCUGGGUGUCUGGACGUUGUUGCUUGAGGUGCCCCACUUCAGACUGAACAACAAUCACCAUUUUAUUAUAAUGGCAUACAAAAUACCACUUCAUCCCAACGUUCAAGCUCAUUCUUACUCUUGGAUCUACUACAAGUACAUAAUUGAGGAUUAUUGAUAGGGGGUGGGGGUGCCAUUAUCGUCUCUAUUGUAUAGAAGGGGGAAAAAGAUUGCUAAGGGAGUCACCCAGAGUCAGUGUCUGCAGAGGUAUUUGAACUCGAGGUUUUUGGACUUGGAGUUGAGCGCUCUAUCCUAGGUCAUGUUAUUUAGGAACCAGGAGGAUGGUCGGUAAUACGGGUUCAAUUUUUUGGUUCCCAAAUAACGUGACUCACACGCUCUCCCAGCGAACCAGGAUUAGGAAGCAAGGUUUUCUGCGGAAAACUGGCAUCCCUGCAGCCCUCCUAACUUCCGGUCACGACAAAUGAUAGGGAGUGGGUGGAGGGGCGCAGAAUCUCUCCAGGGACUAGGUAUCCAGCUUUGGGCCAAGAUCUAGGAGGCGGACCCUAGGGGGAGUACGUCACCGAGCAGCAGCUUCUUUUCGGCUUGUGAUUGGAUUCUUCUGGAUGCGUCCUCCCCGCCUCUCGUCGCUGGAGCUGAAUGCUGAUUGAACCCCCCGACAGAGGCCUUGACGAAGGCGGGAAAGAGGCGGGCCGGCGCGGGUUCAGGAGGGGUCGCCGGCAGCCGCUGGCGGGAGAUUCCAACAUGGCGGUGCAGCCGAAAGAGGUGUUGGCCAUGGACAGCCAGGCCGAAUGCAGCUUUGUCCGCUUCUUCCAGGCCUUGCCGGCAAAGCCGCUUACCACUGUGCGCCUCUUCGACCGGGGCGAUUACUAUACCGCGCACGGCGAGGAUGCGCUGCUGGCCGCUCGGGAGGUGUUUAAGACCCAGGCAGUCAUCAAAUAUAUCGGGUUGACAGGUUCUAAAAAACUGGAAAGUGUUGUGCUUAGUAAAAUGAAUUUUGAAUCUUUUUCAAAAGACCUCCUCUUGGUUCGUCAGUAUAGAGUUGAAGUUUAUAAGAAUAAAGCUGGGAAUAAGGCCACCAAGGAGAAUGACUGGCAUGUGGCAUUCAAGGCUUCACCAGGUAACCUUUCCCAAUUCGAAGAAAUUCUCUUUGGCAACAAUGACAUGUCAUGUUCCAUUGGUGGUGUUGGUGUUAAGCUGUCCAUUGUUGAUGGCCAAAGAUUAGUUGGAGUUGGGUAUGUUGACUCCAUACAGAGGAAGCUGGGACUGUGUGAGUUUCCAGAUAAUGAUCAGUUCUCCAAUCUGGAAGCACUGCUGAUUCAAAUUGGCCCAAAGGAAUGUGUCCUACCAGGAGGUGAAACUGCUGGGGACAUGGGAAAACUGAGACAGGUUAUUGAGAGAGGAGGAAUUCUGAUCACAGAGAGGAAGAAAGUUGAUUUUGCUGCAAAAGAUAUUGUUCAGGACCUUAACCGUUUGUUGAAAAGCAAAAAGGGAGAUCAAGUGAAUAGUGCUGUAUUGCCGGAGAUGGAGAAUCAGGUUGCAAUUUCAUCAUUAUCGGCUGUGAUUAAGUAUUUAGAACUUUUAUCAGAUGAUUCAAACUUUGGACAAUUUGAACUGACCACCUUUGACCUCAGCCAGUAUAUGAAGUUGGAUAAUGCAGCUGUCAGAGCUCUUAAUCUUUUUCAGGGCUCUGCUGAAGACAAAAGUGGUACUCAGUCUCUUGCUGCAUUGCUGAAUAAGUGCAAAACACCUCAAGGCCAAAGACUGCUUAAUCAAUGGAUUAAACAGCCACUACUGGAUAAGAACAGGAUAGAGGAAAGGUUAAACCUAGUUGAGGCAUUUGUAGUAGAUGCAGAGCUGAGGCAGAGUUUGCAAGAAGACUUACUUCGUCGUUUCCCAGAUCUUCACCGAUUUGCAAAAAAAUUUCAAAGACAUGCAGCUAACCUACAGGAUUGUUACCGAAUGUAUCAAGCCAUAAACCAGCUCCCUAAUGUUAUACAAGCACUUGAAAAACAUGAAGGAAAACACCAGAUGUUGUUAUUGGCAAUCUUCGUAACUCCUCUGACUGAUCUUCAUUCUGAUUUCUCCAAAUUUCAGGAAAUGAUAGAAACAACCUUAGAUAUGAAUCAGGUGGAAAACCAUGAAUUUCUUGUGAAGGCAUCCUUUGAUCCUCACUUGACACAGCUAAGGGAAUCAAUUGAUAAUCUAGAAAAGAAGAUGCAGUCAUCGUUAACAAGUGCAGCAAGAGAGCUAGGCAUAGAAGCUGGUAAACACAUUAAACUGGACUCUAAUGCACAACUAGGAUAUUAUUUCCGAGUGACCUGCAAGGAAGAAAAAGUCCUUCGUAGCAAUAAAAACUUUAACACGUUAGAUGUCCAGAAGAAUGGUGUUAAGUUUACCAACAGUAAAUUGGCUGCUUUCAAUGAUGAGUACCUCAAAAUUAGAGAUGAGUAUGAGGAAGCCCAGGAUGCCAUUGUUAAAGAAAUCAUCAACAUUUCUUCUGGCUAUGUAGAACCAAUGCAGACACUGAAUGAUGUAUUAGCUCAACUGGAUGCUGUUGUCAGUUUUGCUAAUGUAGCAAAUGGAGCACCUAUUCCAUAUGUACGUCCAGUCAUUUUGGAAAAGGGACAAGGAAGAAUCAUUUUGAAAGGUUCCAGACAUGCUUGUGUUGAAGUUCAAGAUGAAGUUGCAUUUAUUCCCAAUGACAUUAACUUUGAGAAAAAUAAGCAGACGUUCCACAUUAUUACUGGCCCCAAUAUGGGAGGUAAAUCAACAUAUAUCCGUCAAACUGGAGUAAUAGUUCUGAUGGCUCAGAUUGGCUGUUUUGUACCAUGCGAGUCAGCAGAAGUGUCCAUUGUGGAUUGUAUCUUGGCUCGAGUGGGAGCAGGUGAUUGUCAGAUGAAAGGUGUAUCUACAUUCAUGGCAGAAAUGCUGGAGACGGCUUCCAUUCUCAGGUCUGCAACCAAAGAUUCCCUCAUAAUCAUUGAUGAGUUGGGAAGAGGGACUUCUACCUAUGAUGGAUUUGGGUUAGCCUGGGCUAUUUCAGAAUACAUUGCCACUAAGAUUGGUGCUUUCUGUAUGUUUGCAACUCAUUUUCAUGAACUGACCGCAUUGGCUGACCAAUUGCCAACAGUGAAUAAUCUACAUGUUUCAGCAUUAACUACUGAUGAGGCAUUAACUAUGUUAUAUCAAGUAAAGAAAGGUGUCUGUGAUCAGAGUUUUGGGAUUCAUGUUGCAGAACUCGCUAAUUUUCCUAAGCAUGUAAUAGAAAAUGCCAAACAAAAGGCCCUGGAAUUAGAGGAAUUCCAGCAUUUUGGAAAACCUCAAGAAUCUGAUGAAAUGGAACCAGCAACCAAGAGGUGCUACCACGAAAGAGAGCAAGGUGAAAAAAUAAUUCAGACAUUUCUGGCCAAAGUAAAGGAAUUGCCCUUUGCAGAAAUGUCUGAGGACGGCAUCAGAACCAAAUUAAAACAACUGAAAGCUGAAGUAAUAUCACAAAAUAACAGUUUUGUGAAUGAAAUAAUUUCACGGAUAAAAGUUACUCCAUGAAAAAUUCCACAAUGGAAUGAACAAGUUGUGUAGAUUUUUUUUUUUUAAUUGUAGAAAGUCCCCACUGUCUAUGUGAAAACUUUUGUAAUGUUUUAUACGUUUCCUUUGGUGUUUAGAGAUUGCACAUAGAUUAUUAAAUAAAAUGGAAGUAUUAUGUUUCUUUAAA
This is a messenger RNA of Monodelphis domestica (gray short-tailed opossum), 7442 nucleotides long. It is a transcript of the gene MSH2, whose product is annotated as mutS homolog 2. NCBI's taxonomy places the organism in Eukaryota, Metazoa, Chordata, Mammalia, Didelphimorphia, Didelphidae. Gene Ontology annotation, cellular component: nucleus; MutSalpha complex. The record is from RefSeq and is a predicted model, not a curated record. Gene Ontology annotation, molecular function: ATP-dependent DNA damage sensor activity; ATP binding; mismatched DNA binding. Gene Ontology annotation, biological process: somatic recombination of immunoglobulin genes involved in immune response; mismatch repair; mitotic recombination.